AUGUAUGUAUCUAAGGAAGGAAGCAACUUUGAUGGGGGCAGCCAAAUUUGUCGGUGGACCGCAAAUCGUGGAGUUGCGAGUCACGCUCGGGCAGACAGCAUCGAUGCCGUCGCCGCGGACGCGGCGGCGAGGCACACGGGCGCCGGCGUGGCGCGUCGGCAGGCCCACCACGAGCGGAUGCGCGACGAGCGCGCUCGGGAAGCGGCCGCGGGCAACGCGGAGCUUCCGCCGGAGGACGACGCGGUCGAGAUGGCGAGCGCCGCCCAGCUGCUGGACAGCGUGGCGGAGGUGGGCCCGAACUACAAUGCCCGUAAUUUUUAG
Messenger RNA from Emiliania huxleyi CCMP1516, 321 nucleotides. RefSeq lists its product as hypothetical. Lineage: Eukaryota; Haptophyta; Isochrysidales; Noelaerhabdaceae. The coding region runs from base 1 to 321 and encodes 106 amino acids. The record is from RefSeq and is a predicted model, not a curated record. The transcript has a single exon.